Messenger RNA from Cuscuta europaea, 1107 nucleotides. NCBI's taxonomy places the organism in Eukaryota, Viridiplantae, Streptophyta, Magnoliopsida, Solanales, Convolvulaceae. The record is from the annotation of a GenBank genome assembly.
GAGAACUAUUAAGCAGCAGUACAACGUCGGCCGGCCAUACUCCUACUUGUCAUAUAAUCGGCUAAUCAUGCGUCAGAGUACCGAGAAGUUUCAGCUGAGAAGUAUAAAUAGCGACGAUGGGUUAAGAGACUCUGCACACAAACUACCUGUGUAUGUUUAUAUAUACUUAUACUUCGUAUAUAAAUAUACUCCCCGUACGUAUAUAAUUAUAUAUUCGGUGGCAAGUAUAUACACCCAAACUAGAGCUAAAAACAUCGCAAACGUAGUCUCUGAGAGUAGGGGAGAAGAAAUGCGUAGUUGUUGAGAGGAAAGAAGAUCACCGGAGGAAGAAAAAGCUCGCCGGAGUUCGCCGGACUGUUCUAUUUCACGCCCAAGGAGCAACGUUGUUCUGCCCAGUGCCCACCCUCACGACCUGAGUUGCUGGAGAGUAGAAGGAGUGAUUGAGGAUCACUGACACCAGGAAAAGAACACCGCCGGAGCCGCUACCAGUCUACCAACCACGACGCACGUUUGUUCCACGAAGAAGAAGCACAGUGACUUUGAAGAGGAUCAAGAUUUAGUUACAAGUAAAGAUUCCUGAAAAUUAAGAAUCAUGCCUCCAAGGAGAAACCCUCAGACAACCCCAACCGUGGGAGAGCUUGCCCAAACUGUCCAACAAAUGGCACAACUCAUCGGAGCGGCUCAAUCCUCGAACCGUGGGAUCGACUACGCAACAAGAGUAGCCGGGCGGAACCCUCCAAAAUAUCUGGGCGAAGAAGACCAUCUUAUUUUGGAGGACUGGAUUCGCACCUUCGACAAACUCUUUGACUCACUUAACUGCUCGUUGGAGCAAAGAGUGAGCAUUGCGGUGUACUACCUGCACCAAGAAGCGGAUCACUGGUGGGCCGCCUCCGGACCAGCACUUCUCGAGCAACCGGGCUUUGACUGGGAGGACUUCUGUAGCACCGUCCCCAAGCAUAUUUACUUUUAGUAAAUUAUGUAAUAAACCUUGAAAGAUGAUUUAUGAAUUUACGUAAUUGUUAAAUUUUGUUAUUUCUUUUACGUGAAUAGAAAAUUGCAUGUGGGGCCCACAAUGGGAGCGGGGGCCGCCCGAUAAUUUCCGAACCA